AUGCUGUGCAAGCGGAGCAGCCAAUGGCAUCGAUACAUUGAUUUGAACAAAAUAUUUAUUUCAAAUGCCACAAUUAGAAGACACGGCGCGACCUGGUGGUCACGUGAUAUCCAGAUCAACAGAUUUCAGAUCGGGCACCACCAUCGUCAAGUUUCUUCCUCAACAUCCACGAUGCCUAACUUUGAAGCACUGUUCAAAAAGAUCGAUGAGCUGAAGCCUGCGUUCAUUAAGCGCUUGGCAGAUGCUGUUGCUAUUCCUUCCGUCUCUGCCGACGAGGCCCACCGACCCCAGGUCGUCAAGAUGGGCGAGUGGUUGGCCGAAGAGCUCAAGCAGCUUGGUGCUACCGACGUCGAAUUGAAGGAGCUUGGACCCCAGCCCCACACUGGCUGGCCCCUUCCCCCCAUUGUUGUGGGCCGCUGGGGUACUGAUCCCGCCAAAAAGACCGUUUUGCUGUACGGCCACUACGACGUCCAGCCGGCCCUCAAAGAAGACGGCUGGAGCACUGAGCCGUUCGAGCUCACCCAGAAGGGCGAGAUCCUGUAUGGCCGUGGUGCAACUGAUGAUAAGGGCCCCGUUAUGGGCUGGCUGAAUGUUUUGCAGGCGCACAAGGAGCUCGGUCUGGAGAUUCCUGUGAACCUGGUCUUCUGCUUUGAGGGUAUGGAGGAGAGCGGCUCCGAGGGCCUUGAUGGCCUGAUCGAGCAAGAGGCCGACAAGUAUUUCAAGGGCAUCGAUGCCGUUUGUAUUUCUGACAACUACUGGCUUGGCACUAAGCACCCUGUCGUCACUUACGGUGUGCGGGGUGUGUCUUACUACGAAAUCACCGUCAAGGGACCCGCCGCUGACCUGCACAGCGGCCUGUUUGGCGGUCUUGUCCACGAGCCCAUGGUUGAUCUGUCUUAUCUUUUCAGCAAGCUCGUCACCCCCAAGGGUGAGAUCUUGAUCCCUGGCAUCAAGGAACUGGUUGCCCCUCUGACCAAAGAGGAAGAUGCUCUCUACGACGCUAUUCACUUUGACAUUCCUGGUCUUGAAGACAACAUCGGCUCCAAGACUAUCAUCCAGGACAACAUCAAGGAUGCAUUGCAAGCCCGCUGGCGCUACCCCUCUCUGUCGCUGCACGGCGUGGAGGGUGCUUUCUACGAAAAGGGUGCCAAGACGGUUAUUCCUGCCACCGUCAAGGGCAAGUUCUCCAUCCGCACUGUCCCGAACAUUGAGCCUGCCAAGCUCGAUGAGCUUGUGAUCAAGUACGUCGAGGACCAAUUCAAGACCUUGGGUUCUAAAAACGUCGCAACCUGUGAGCUUGUCCACGCCGGUGAUUACUGGGUCUCUGACCCCUCCAACUGGAGUUACCGUGCUGCUGCUAAAGCCACCAAGGCUGUGUGGGGUGUUGAUCCUGAUUUCACUCGCGAGGGUGGCUCCAUUCCUAUCACUCUGAGCUUCCAAAACUUACUCAAGACCUCCGUCGUUUUGCUGCCUAUGGGCCGCGGCGACGAUGGCGCUCACUCUACUAAUGAAAAACUCGAUGUUCCCAACUAUAUCGAAGGAACUAAAACUUUAGGUGCCUAUUUGCACUACCUUAGCGAGGAAACUCAGGACUAG
This is a messenger RNA of Wickerhamiella sorbophila, 1596 nucleotides long. RefSeq names its product Cys-Gly metallodipeptidase DUG1. NCBI's taxonomy places the organism in Eukaryota, Fungi, Ascomycota, Dipodascomycetes, Dipodascales, Trichomonascaceae. Bases 1 to 1596 code for a protein of 531 amino acids. The record is from RefSeq and is a predicted model, not a curated record. The transcript has a single exon. Gene Ontology annotation, biological process: proteolysis. Gene Ontology annotation, molecular function: metallodipeptidase activity.